This is a messenger RNA of Uranotaenia lowii, 1368 nucleotides long. RefSeq lists its product as uncharacterized. NCBI's taxonomy places the organism in Eukaryota, Metazoa, Arthropoda, Insecta, Diptera, Culicidae. The transcript has a single exon. The coding region runs from base 1 to 1368 and encodes 455 amino acids. The record is from RefSeq and is a predicted model, not a curated record.
AUGGUAGGCAAGGAGCCUGACCCACCUGAUGAUAGAGGAUCACUUCCAGCAUGGAUGGCCAACAGCGAGAAUGACGGGAUCCUACGCAUACUACUUCUGCGAGUUGUAUCUGAAGACGAGGACAAACGACCAGCUCUCCCACAUAAUCCAUUUAUUAUUUCACGAUCUGUUGAAACAAUUGUCGGAUACGCGAACCGGCAUUUAGUUUCUGCUGCUAGAGAAGCCAAUGGUAGCCGGUAUGUCUUGCGAACGAAGUCACCUGAAGUCUACUCCAAGUUACGCAAAAUGACUCACUUAUUAGAUGCUGAAAAAACUCACGUUGAAGUAGUGGACCACCCAACUCUCAGUUUCACAAAAGGGGUUGUGUAUGAACCUGACACAAAAAAUAUGAAUGAAGAAGACCUUUUGGAAGAGUUGAGUCGAGACGGCGUUGCAGCUGUUAAAAGGAUUACUACAAAGGACAAGCUAACUGGUGCUACAAAAAACACCCCUCUCCUCAUUUUGACGUUCAAGGGAACAAAAAGACCAACGCACAUAUUAUUUGGAAUGCUACGAAUCAAUGUUCGCGCUUAUUACCCGUCUGUGCUACAGUGCCGCGGCUGUGCUGCCUACGGUCACACACGUAAGCAUUGUUCGAGCGAAGCGGUGUGUUUACAGUGUUCACAAAAUCACACAAUCGACGAUGACCAGGACUGUCCGAACCCAGCUCACUGCUACCAUUGCAAAGGAGCCCACUCGCCGAUCAGCAAGAGCUGUCCGGUCUUCCGGAAGGAGGAAGCAGUGGUUCGAAUCAAGAUCGACAGAGGUGUGACAUACCGCGAAGCCCGCGAAGAGGUCGAAAAAACUAAUACCCAAAACUCGUACUCCAGCCAAGUCCAAACCCGCCUAAAUCAACACUCUGACAAAGACCGAGAAAUUCUGUUGCUUCGCCAAGAACUUGACAAGCUCCGAAGUCAGUUAAAAGACUUUUCCCAGUUAAAAUCUCAGCUAGAAGCCCUGCAGACAUUGCAUCAAGCAGCACUCAAAACGAAUCAAGAACUGGAAAGUACUCAAGCAACUUCAAGGCCAAUCAAUGUUAGGCCGGAAGCACCCCCUAAGAUUCGAUUAUCUAGGAAGGAUUCAGCAAAAAAAAGCUCUAUAAACAAUCUAAAUGAUACACAACCUACGAAACAACAAGAAAAUCAAAAUACUGCAAACUCUUGUAGAUAUCCAAGUCGCAGCAUGAGCAGAAAACGGAUCAUGCAAACAUCACCUCCAAAAAAAUACGACAAAGCUUCCAAGAAAAACUACCAAGAAAAUCCGAUCGAAGACACUUGUAUGUUGAGCUCUGACGGACAGCCUUCGGAUGACGAUGACUUUGAUGACUGA